AUGAAGGAGACUCCAACAAUUGAUGUUUGUGAACAAAUUGGAGAGAGGGCCUUCUCCAAGUCUUCCAGCUAUGUUGACGAGUCGACUGAAAGUGAAACUUCCACCCAUGGGAGCCAAAGUCCAGAAUUGAAGGCCGGCGGAGACGACAAAGCACAAUAUGCGACGGGCCUUAAGUUGGCGAUGAUCGUCCUCAGCCUUCAACUGACGAAUUUCUGUAUUGCGGUCGACAACACCAUCAUCACCACUGCCAUACCUAGGAUCACAGAUCAAUUCGGCUCCUUGAGUGAUGUGGGAUGGUAUGGUUCUGCAUACCUCUUAUUCGUCUCAGGAUUUCAGCUAUUCUUUGGAAGACUGUACAGCUUCUUGAACAUGAAAUGGCUCUUCAUCGCCUGCGUUUUUCUGUUUGAGGCUGGGUCUUUGAUUUCAGCAGUCGCUCCAGACUCGGCUACCUUCAUCGCUGGGCGCGCUGUUUCCGGAUUGGGCGCCUCUGGAAUAUUCACCGGCGCACUCACGACGAUAUCGACAGUUUUACCACUCGAAAGACGUGGCAUGUUCAUCGGACUGAUUACUGCCGUCUACGGCGUGGCGAGCAUAGUGGGACCAUUGCUGGGAGGCGCGUUGACUGACCACGCCACUUGGAGAUGGUGCUUCUACAUCAAUUUGCCACUUGGCGUUAUUACGGUCAUCACCCUGAUCUUUUGCCUCCAGUUCCCGCCCUCAUCACCAAAACCGAAGAAGACAUGGAAGGAGAACGUCCUCCGGUUCGAUCCCAUCGGCACGGUGUUAUUCGCUCCGUCAAUCAUAUGUCUUCUGCUGGCACUUCAAUGGGGCGGGACGACUUACCCAUGGAGUGAUGGCAGGAUCAUCGCCCUGUUGGUGGUUUUUGCUACUCUCCUUCUCGGCUUCGGAGCAGUACAGCCGUUCAUGGGCGACAACGCCACCUUGAACAAAAAGGCUGUGACUUCGCGGCACACCAUGUGCGCUGCUCUUUACUCCCUUUGCGUCAGCGCCUCUUUCUUCGUCAUGGCAUAUUUCAUCCCUAUCUGGUUUCAAGCGAUUCGUGGGGCUUCAGCUGUACGCUCCGGAAUUGACAUUUUACCAUUCAUGGUCAGCCUCAUCUUGAGCAUCAUGAGUGGCGGCUUCCUUGUUAGCAAAACCGACUGGUACAACCCGUUCAUGUUCACUCCUAUCACGUUGGGAGCAGCUGGCGCGGGACUGAUCUACACGUGGGACGUUGAUACUUCAAUGAGCAGAUUGAUUGGAUACCAGAUCCUGUUUGGCGUGGGUGUUGGACUUGGUAUCCAACAAGCCAUAGUGGCAGUUCAAGCAUGCUCGAAGGACGUCGACAUACCCAGCGGCAUAGCACUUCUCUGUUUCGCCGAGAAUUUUGGUGGUGCGCUGUUUGUCAGCGUGGCUCAGAAUCUUUGGGCCAACGAGCUUGCAAUGAAAUUGCGGGACGUUGUUCAAAUCGAUCCGGCUCGCAUUGCCAAAACCGGUGCAACAUUGAUCAAUACGUUAUCAGACGAUCCUGAUACACUGAGGUCAAUCAGAGUCGCCUACAAUGAUGCUCUGUCACAGGCGUUCUUAUGUGCACUGAUCUUGCUGUGUAUUGCAGCCAUCGGCACCUUUGGGGUCGACUGGAAGAAUAUUAAGGCAAAGCCAAAGAACAAGGAAGACUUCGAACAGGCUCAGGAUGCUGAAGUGACUACUGAUGCUGAGAAGGCAAAAAUGGAGCAAACAAAGGUGGACAGUGUACAGGUUGAAGAGGCAGAAGUAUCUUGA
Molecule: messenger RNA, 1782 nt
Organism: Exserohilum turcica Et28A
Lineage: Eukaryota; Fungi; Ascomycota; Dothideomycetes; Pleosporales; Pleosporaceae
Exons: 2
Coding region: 1-1782 (593 amino acids)
Biological process (GO): transmembrane transport
Molecular function (GO): transmembrane transporter activity
Source: RefSeq, a predicted model, not a curated record